AUGCCAAGACAUACUCGUAAGCUCUGGACACAUCAAUUACAUGCGCAGGAAGCGAGUAGUGUGGACGCUAGCACCAACUCCUCCGUUAGCACCGCCGCUCACGCCUCCGCCGACACGACCACCUACACCAGCGCUAGCGCCAACGCCGCCAGCAGCUCCGCCACCGACACCGGCUCCGGCACCAACACCUCCGUUGGCACCGCCGCUCACGCCUCCGCCGACACGACCACCUACACCAGCGCUAGCGCCAACGCCGCCAGCAGCUCCGCCACCGACACCGGCUCCGGCACCAACACCUCCGUUGGCACCGCCGCUCACGCCUCCGCCGACACGACCACCUACACCAGCGCUAGCGCCAACGCCGCCAGCAGCUCCGCCGCCGACACCGGCUCCGGCUCCAACACCUCCGUUGGCACCGCCGCUCACGCCUCCGCCGACACGACCACCUACACCAGCGCUAGCGCCAACGCCGCCAGCAGCUCCGCCGCCGACACCGGCUCCGGCUCCAACACCUCCGUUGGCACCGCCGCUCACGCCUCCGCCGACACGACCACCUACACCAGCGCUAGCGCCAACGCCGCCAGCAGCUCCGCCACCGACACCGGCUCCGGCACCAACACCGCCGUUGGCACCGCCGCUCACGCCUCCGCCGACUCCAGCGCUAGCACCAACUCCUCCGUUGGCACCGCCGCUCACGCCUCCGCCGACACGACCACCUACACCAGCGCUAGCACCAACGCCGCCAGCAGCUCCGCCGCCGACACCGGCUCCGGCUCCAACACCUCCGUUGGCACCGCCGCUCACGCCUCCGCCGACUCCAGCGCUAGCACCAACUCCUCCGUUGGCACCGCCGCUCACGCCUCCGCCGACACGACCACCUACACCAGCGCUAGCGCCAACGCCGCCAGCAGCUCCGCCGCCGACACCGGCUCCGGCUCCAACACCUCCGUUGGCACCGCCGCUCACGCCUCCGCCGACACGACCACCUACACCAGCGCUAGCGCCAACGCCGCCAGCAGCUCCGCCACCGACACCGGCUCCGGCUCCAACACCUCCGUUGGCACCGCCGCUCACGCCUCCGCCGACACGACCACCUACACCAGCGCUAGCGCCAACGCCGCCAGCAGCUCCGCCACCGACACCGGCUCCGGCACCAACACCUCCGUUGGCACCGCCGCUCACGCCUCCGCCGACACGACCACCUACACCAGCGCUAGCGCCAACGCCGCCAGCAGCUCCGCCACCGACACCGGCUCCGGCACCAACACCUCCGUUGGCACCGCCGCUCACGCCUCCGCCGACACGACCACCUACACCAGCGCUAGCGCCAACGCCGCCAGCAGCUCCGCCGCCGACACCGGCGCCGGCACCAACACCUCCGUUGGCACCGCCGCUCACGCCUCCGCCGACACGACCACCUACACCAGCGCUAGCGCCAACGCCGCCAGCAGCUCCGCCGCCGACACCGGCUCCGGCACCAACACCUCCGUUGGCACCGCCGCUCACGCCUCCGCCGACACGACCACCUACACCAGCGCUAGCGCCAACGCCGCCAGCAGCUCCGCCACCGACACCGGCUCCGGCACCAACACCUCCGUUGGCACCGCCGCUCACGCCUCCGCCGACACGACCACCUACACCAGCGCUAGCGCCAACGCCGCCAGCAGCUCCGCCGCCGACACCGGCGCCGGCACCAACACCUCCGUUGGCACCGCCGCUCACGCCUCCGCCGACACGACCACCUACACCAGCGCUAGCGCCAACGCCGCCAGCAGCUCCGCCGCCGACACCGGCUCCGGCACCAACACCUCCGUUGGCACCGCCGCUCACGCCUCCGCCGACACGACCACCUACACCAGCGCUAGCGCCAACGCCGCCAGCAGCUCCGCCACCGACACCGGCUCCGGCACCAACACCUCCGUUGGCACCGCCGCUCACGCCUCCGCCGACACGACCACCUACACCAGCGCUAGCGCCAACGCCGCCAGCAGCUCCGCCGCCGACACCGGCUCCGGCACCAACACCUCCGUUGGCACCGCCGCUCACGCCUCCGCCGACACGACCACCUACACCAGCGCUAGCGCCAACGCCGCCAGCAGCUCCGCCGCCGACACCGGCUCCGGCUCCAACACCUCCGUUGGCACCGCCGCUCACGCCUCCGCCGACACGACCGCCUACACCAGCGCUAGCGCCAACGCCGCCAGCAGCUCCGCCACCGACACCGGCUCCGGCACCAACACCUCCGUUGGCACCGCCGCUCACGCCUCCGCCGACACGACCACCUACACCAGCGCUAGCGCCAACGCCGCCAGCAGCUCCGCCGCCGACACCGGCUCCGGCACCAACACCUCCGUUGGCACCGCCGCUCACGCCUCCGCCGACACGACCACCUACACCAGCGCUAGCGCCAACGCCGCCAGCAGCUCCGCCGCCGACACCGGCUCCGGCUCCAACACCUCCGUUGGCACCGCCGCUCACGCCUCCGCCGACACGACCACCUACACCAGCGCUAGCGCCAACGCCGCCAGCAGCUCCGCCACCGACACCGGCUCCGGCACCAACACCGCCGUUGGCACCGCCGCUCACGCCUCCGCCGACACGACCACCUACACCAGCGCUAGCGCCAACGCCGCCAGCAGCUCCGCCACCGACACCGGCUCCGGCACCAACACCUCCGUUGGCACCGCCGCUCACGCCUCCGCCGACACGACCACCUACACCAGCGCUAGCACCAACGCCGCCAGCAGCUCCGCCACCGACACCGGCUCCGGCACCAACUCCUCCGUUAGCACCGCCGCUCACGCCUCCGCCGACACGACCACCUACACCAGCGCUAGCGCCAACGCCGCCAGCAGCUCCGCCACCGACACCGGCUCCGGCACCAACACCUCCGUUGGCACCGCCGCUCACGCCUCCGCCGACUCCAGCGCUAGCACCAACUCCUCCGUUGGCACCGCCGCUCACGCCUCCGCCGACACGACCACCUACACCAGCGCUAGCGCCAACGCCGCCAGCAGCUCCGCCACCGACACCGGCUCCGGCACCAACACCUCCGUUGGCACCGCCGCUCACGCCUCCGCCGACACGACCACCUACACCAGCGCUAGCGCCAACGCCGCCAGCAGCUCCGCCGCCGACACCGGCUCCGGCACCAACACCUCCGUUGGCACCGCCGCUCACGCCUCCGCCGACACGACCACCUACACCAGCGCUAGCGCCAACGCCGCCAGCAGCUCCGCCGCCGACACCGGCUCCGGCACCAACACCUCCGUUGGCACCGCCGCUCACGCCUCCGCCGACAUGACCACCUACACCAGCGCUAGCGCCAACGCCGCCAGCAGCUCCGCCACCGACACCGGCUCCGGCACCAACACCUCCGUUGGCACCGCCGCUCACGCCUCCGCCGACACGACCACCUACACCAGCGCUAGCGCCAACGCCGCCAGCAGCUCCGCCGCCGACACCGGCUCCGGCUCCAACACCUCCGUUGGCACCGCCGCUCACGCCUCCGCCGACACGACCACCUACACCAGCGCUAGCGCCAACGCCGCCAGCAGCUCCGCCACCGACACCGGCUCCGGCACCAACACCGCCGUUGGCACCGCCGCUCACGCCUCCGCCGACUCCAGCGCUAGCACCAGCUCCUCCGUUGGCACCGCCGCUCACGCCUCCGCCGACUCCAGCGCUAGCACCAGCUCCUCCGUUGGCACCGCCGCUCACGCCUCCGCCGACACGACCACCUACACCAGCGCUAGCGCCAACGCCGCCAGCAGCUCCGCCGCCGACACCGGCUCCGGCUCCAACUCCUCCGUUAGCACCGCCGCUCACGCCUCCGCCGACACGACCACCUACACCAGCGCUAGCGCCAACGCCGCCAGCAGCUCCGCCACCGACACCGGCUCCGGCUCCAACACCUCCGUUGGCACCGCCGCUCACGCCUCCGCCGACACGACCACCUACACCAGCGCUAGCGCCAACGCCGCCAGCAGCUCCGCCGCCGACACCGGCUCCGGCUCCAACACCUCCGUUGGCACCGCCGCUCACGCCUCCGCCGACACGACCACCUACACCAGCGCUAGCGCCAACGCCGCCAGCAGCUCCGCCACCGACACCGGCUCCGGCACCAACACCUCCGUUGGCACCGCCGCUCACGCCUCCGCCGACUCCAGCGCUAGCACCAGCUCCUCCGUUGGCACCGGCGCUCACGCCUCCGCCGACACGACCACCUACACCAGCGCUAGCGCCAACGCCGCCAGCAGCUCCGCCGCCGACACCGGCUCCGGCUCCAACUCCUCCGUUAGAACCGCCGCUCACGCCUCCGCCGACACGACCACCUACACCAGCGCUAGCGCCAACGCCGCCAGCAGCUCCGCCACCGACACCGGCUCCGGCACCAACUCCUCCGUUAGAACCGCCGCUCACGCCUCCGCCGACACGACCACCUACACCAGCGCUAGCGCCAACGCCGCCAGCAGCUCCGCCACCGACACCGGCUCCGGCACCAACACCUCCGUUGGCACCGCCGCUCACGCCUCCGCCGACUCCAGCGCUAGCACCAGCUCCUCCGUUGGCACCGCCGCUCACGCCUCCGCCGACACGACCACCUACACCAGCGCUAGCGCCAACGCCGCCAGCAGCUCCGCCGCCGACACCGGCUCCGGCUCCAACUCCUCCGUUAGCACCGCCGCUCACGCCUCCGCCGACACGACCACCUACACCAGCGCUAGCGCCAACGCCGCCAGCAGCUCCGCCACCGACACCGGCUCCGGCACCAACACCUCCGUUGGCACCGCCGCUCACGCCUCCGCCGACUCCAGCGCUAGCACCAGCUCCUCCGUUGGCACCGCCGCUCACGCCUCCGCCGACUCCAGCGCUAGCACCAGCUCCUCCGUUGGCACCGCCGCUCACGCCUCCGCCGACACGACCACCUACACCAGCGCUAGCGCCAACGCCGCCAGCAGCUCCGCCGCCGACACCGGCUCCGGCUCCAACACCUCCGUUGGCACCGCCGCUCACGCCUCCGCCGACACGACCACCUACACCAGCGCUAGCGCCAACGCCGCCAGCAGCUCCGCCGCCGACACCGGCUCCGGCACCAACACCUCCGUUGGCACCGCCGCUCACGCCUCCGCCGACUCCAGCGCUAGCACCAACCCCUCCGUGGGCAGCUCCUCCGACUGCUCCAUUUGCACCGCCACCAGUGGAGCAGAUCCAGCUGCAGCCUCGACUUGGCCUGGGGUGCUGCUGUCCUUCUUGGACUUGUCGGCAUCCUCGUCCGACGGCUUCGAUGGGCUUGGUGUCGCUUUCACUCCCUCUGAGUUUGUCGUCGGGGCCGGGGUGGGGCACGGAGUCGGAGCUGGCGUUUCAGCCGCCGAUGGUGCGUCUGGCGCAAUUGGGCCAGCGGUCGUUGGUGCAGGGGUCACAACGGGCGUCGCAGGAGCGGGGGUCGCACUGGUGAAGGCGUCGUCACCGGAGACGCCCGAUGGCGGGGCGUGCUGGUUGAUGUUGCCGGCAUCGGCAAGCGAUCCCAUGGCAGCCGCAAUGAUGGCGAGGUGA
Phytophthora sojae is the source of this 5556-nucleotide messenger RNA. RefSeq lists its product as hypothetical. Lineage: Eukaryota; Oomycota; Peronosporomycetes; Peronosporales; Peronosporaceae. The transcript is spliced from 2 exons. The record is from RefSeq and is a predicted model, not a curated record. Bases 1 to 5556 code for a protein of 1851 amino acids.